GCUGGGUGUCCCAUUGAAAAGGGAGCCGCACUCCGGCCGCCCAGCAUUCUCACUUCUGGCCAGGGAACGUGGACGGCGCACCGACAGGGAGCCGGCCAGGGCGGGCGAGCGAAAGAAGGAAAUAAGAAAGAAAGGAGUCCUGUCUGCGUCUCCCUCACGCGCCCCGCACCUCGCGCCCCCGCUCGCUGCGAUCCCGCGACUCCUUGGCAGCCGCUGCGCAUGGAGAGCUCUGCCAAGAUGGAGAGCGGCGGCGCCGGCCAGCAGCCCCAGACGCAGCCCCAGCAGCCCUUCCUGCCGCCCGCAGCCUGCUUCUUCGCCACGGCCGCGGCGGCGGCAGCGGCGGCGGCGGCGGCGCAGAGCGCGCAGCAGCAGCCGCAGGCGCCGCAGCUGAGCCCGGCGGCCGACGGCCAGCCCUCAGGGGGCGGUCACAAGCCCGUGCCCAAGCAAGUCAAGCGACAGCGCUCCUCCUCGCCCGAACUGAUGCGCUGCAAACGCCGGCUCAACUUCAGCGGUUUCGGCUACAGCCUGCCGCAGCAGCAGCCGGCCGCCGUAGCGCGCCGCAACGAGCGCGAGCGCAACCGCGUCAAGCUGGUCAACCUGGGCUUUGCCACCCUUCGGGAGCACGUCCCCAACGGCGCCGCCAACAAGAAGAUGAGCAAGGUGGAGACGCUGCGCUCCGCGGUCGAGUACAUCCGCGCGCUGCAGCAGUUGCUGGACGAGCACGACGCGGUGAGCGCUGCCUUCCAGGCCGGCGUGCUGUCACCCACCAUCUCCCCCAACUACUCCAACGACAUGAACUCCAUGGCCGGCUCGCCGGUCUCCUCCUACUCGUCGGACGAGGGCUCUUACGACCCCCUCAGUCCCGAGGAGCAAGAGCUGCUCGAUUUCACCAACUGGUUCUGAGGGGCCUGGCCUGCUCCAGGCCCCGGUGCGAUGGACUUUCGAAGCAGGGUGACUGCACAACCUGCACCUGUAGUGCUUUCUCGCCAGUGAUGCUGGAAGGGAGGAAAACGAAAAAAAAAAAAAAAAAGAA
Phyllostomus discolor (pale spear-nosed bat) is the source of this 1033-nucleotide messenger RNA. It is a transcript of the gene ASCL1, whose product is annotated as achaete-scute family bHLH transcription factor 1. The coding region runs from base 220 to 903 and encodes 227 amino acids. Gene Ontology annotation, molecular function: RNA polymerase II transcription regulatory region sequence-specific DNA binding; DNA-binding transcription factor activity, RNA polymerase II-specific; protein dimerization activity. Lineage: Eukaryota; Metazoa; Chordata; Mammalia; Chiroptera; Phyllostomidae. The transcript is spliced from 3 exons. Gene Ontology annotation, biological process: neuron differentiation; positive regulation of transcription by RNA polymerase II; sensory organ development. Gene Ontology annotation, cellular component: RNA polymerase II transcription regulator complex. The record is from RefSeq and is a predicted model, not a curated record.